Molecule: messenger RNA, 9664 nt
Organism: Lymnaea stagnalis (great pond snail)
Lineage: Eukaryota; Metazoa; Mollusca; Gastropoda; Lymnaeidae
Source: the annotation of a GenBank genome assembly
GAAAUAUUUUUGCUUACGUUUUCGCCGCUUCAUUAAAACGUCCAACCAAACGUCCAUUGAGUCUUAGAAUGACACUUUUAUUAAUAAUUUAUUAAUUUUAUUAUUAGCAUGUAGCAAAUACUGUUUCGGGUACUCUUGAUGUUAUUUAAAGCAUAAACACUGGCAAAGAGUCACCAAGAAGAUGUCAUUCCUUGUUGACUCGAUUAUUAUGGUCUUUUCAUUGGCGAGUAUAAUUAAAUUUUUAAAUUAUAAUUAUAAUUAAAUUAAAACUUAUUUUAUACUUAUCAAACUUGUAUAAGAAAUCUUACAUAUUUAAUUUUAUAGGUGACUCUAGACCUAGUACUAACUAGUUGGGCCUCAUUUCAAUUUAUGGUUUAGUCUUUAGUAAAUUAGUAUUAAUACUUAACUUAUAAAAUAUAAUUAAUAAUAUAAUACUUAUACUAACUUAUACUUAUAUAAUUAAUAAUAUAAGUUAUAUUUAUAUUAUAUUUAUUUAUAUAGCCUAUUUGCCUAUCAUAAAUAAGUAUAGGCUACAUUGAAUUUAGUCUGUCUAGACUAACUAAGCUGCCUAAGCUAGUAUUAGUAUUAUUAUAGUUAUAGGUAGUAACGAACCCACUCCUUACAGGCUUACUAGUCAUUGAAUUCCAAGUUAUUGUAACUAAUUAAUAAUUUAGAAAUGUAAUAAAUUAUUAGACCUCAACUAGUGCUGGCGACCCAAAACUGCAACUAGUAUUGUGACUUGUGGGUAAAAUAUUUUUUUUUUGCUAAAUUAAUUAUUUUAAAAAUCUUGAAAUAUAAAUAGAUAAUUACUACUUAGCCUAAUUUAAUUAAUGAAUUAUAUAAUAUAGGCCUACUUAUACUUACUUAGACUUAGACCAUCCUCCAUGGGGCCAUAAAUAAUGUCAAACUAUUUUAGACAAACACCCCCCCAAUAAAAAUGAAAAAAUAAUCGUCAAAUCUUUUAAACAAAAUUUAACACCCUUGUUGCCUUGUCGCAAGUGUCAUUUAUUUCAAAUGAUGGACAAGACGAGUGAGGUGUCUAACUCUAAUUUUCUUUUCUAAUGGUACUUUUGAAAUGUAAAAUUUACAAAAUAUUUACCUACCUUUGGCAUUAAAUCAUUUUAAUUAAUAGGCUAUAUAUCUGAAAUAAAACUCACUACAUUAUCAGAAUAUUCCUCAAAAUAUUACUUGCGUUCCAAAGUGUCUCUCAAAGAAUAUUACAAUCACAUGCACUAUUGUCCAAAAGAAUUCCAAAAAUUAUUGUAAUAUUUUCACUUGUGAUCUAAAAAAAACAAAACCAUUCCAAGUAUAAGCACUUCAUUCAAACCAUUAUCUAGGUACAAGUAGAUUUUAAUGUAUAGUAGACCUAUAUGGAUUAUAUGGUUGAAUUACAGUUUUCUUUAAAAAAUACCAAAAUAUUGCUUGAACCUAGUAACGAAACCAUAUGUGUUUAUCAUGUGAACCGGCAUGUGAGAAUCACUGUGAACCCAUUUUAUUGCUUUCUUAUUUGAGUAACUAGAACCACACCAAAUUUGAGCUUUUAUCUUGAGGUUUAUUGGUUAAUAAUAAAAUUCACUCACUCAAACAAUAAUAUUUUACCCUACUUGAAUUUGACCUAGCCUAGAAAUGUAGAUUGAGUUUUGAGGCUAUUGAAUAUAUAUAUGGCUAUUGAGCAUUGUUUUGGUUUAGAUCUUCAAAGGCUGUAGGGUCUAGGGUAAGGAGACCAUUUGUACUGUUUUUACCAGUACAGUGCUGGUUUUUAUACAUUUUUACUUUUUAGGCAUGAUUUUUAACCAAUGCAGUUAGAGAGUACAAAAUAAAAGUGGAUUAAUUCAACAUUAAGAUUGAAUACAUUCUGAUAUCCAGAAAUAAUUAAAUAAAACAACUUUAAAAAAAAAAAAAUCAUCCAAAUGGAAAACUUCAAAUCAUCUUCAAAGGAAAACUUCACAGACAGACAAGUUCUCCUUGUAACCAUGAAUACUUUUUUAUUUUUGGGUAUGAUUUAAAUUUAAAUGUCCUGGUUUUAAAUUGAAAAAAAGGCAUCUAGCAUAGGGCCUAUAUAAAAUAUAACAUAUAUCUUCUUUAGCCACCAACGCUAAAGUUUGAGGCAAAUAUAAUCCCCAAUCAUUGAUUUGAUUAAUUCUUUUGCUACUAAACAUGUUUAAGCAUACUAAAAUCUGUUAAUACAUUAAAUGAUUUUAUUUAUUGUAUUUUAAUUUUGUCAUAAAAAAAAAAUAAUUCAGGUCUUAUUCUUUGGUGGAGGAUGGGUAUUCUUUCUUAAGCAGUUAUACAGAGACUAUGAGGUGAGAUUAUCACAUCAUAAAAACAUUGUCUGAGCUCCAUAAUAAUUUUGACAUCAAAUAUGAGAUGUAUGGAAUCCAUACACCUUAACAGGCUUUUUUAGAGUUUGAAAAUCAUUUAAAUAUAAUAGUGAUAGAAUAUUGUCCUUAGUUAUUGAAUCAUCUGUAUGUCAUUAGCUUUUGAUAAAUUAAAUCAAAAUACUGCACUCAGGUCCAUCACUCUGUUGUGCUGUUGGUUUUCUCUACAACAUUUGCCCUUUCGUGCAUCAUGUUUGAAUUGAUCAUAUUUGAAAUACUUGGAAUUAUGGAAUCAAGGUAAGUUUUUUUAAUAAUUAAAAAAAAAAGGAAUUAGUCAAUGUUAUAUCAUUUUCACAAAUCAUUUAUAAACUUAAAGUACAUUGGCCUCAGAGUAAAUAUUAUUUUAAAGAGAUAGAGCUGAAAGACAUUAAAAAUAAGUGCCUAUUAGCAAGAUAGAAGUAUUAAAUGGCUGGUUUCUUCAAUAAAAUUAAAAUAAAAGGAUAUGAAGAGUCUCCUAAAUCCUCUCAUUCCACCCCUCCACCUCAGCCUUCUUCCCCCAAACUCUCAACUCCAUGAAGACCAUUCCCUUAUUUUAUUCCCCACCUUCUCCCCCAUUUAUAACUGUUCUGUCAAAGCUGGAGCCUAAUAAAAAUUCUGCUCCUUACGUUCCCCACUAUCUCCUCAACUACCACUAAGACUUCUCCCACUUCAAACGCCGCUCUCACACAACCCACUUGCGUAUUCUUCCCUGUCCCCUUCCCUUAACUCUCGUCUCACACCACAACUUUCACCUAAACCCCAUCACAAAAUUCACCACCCUCUCCCAAUCCUCUCCCGCCUGCCUACCCUAAUACAAUUUGUACUACUGCUGCUAACUCAGUGACUUGUGAAAGAUAAUGUACAAGUCAGUGAUGUCUUUUCAUUGUUUUUUAUACACGGCACAUGCAUGAAGUUUUAGCUUCCUUAACCCAUAAUUUAUUCUAUAUUAACUUAUUUAAUAACUUCACCUCAGGCCUCUCAACACAUCUCUUAACCAAAUUAAGAAAAAAACUAUAACUUUUAUUAUUAGUAGUAUUUAAUAACAGACGGCUUAGGAAUCAUUUCAGUAUUUCUUAAUAUUUAUUUAGACAUACAUGAAUGUGUCUUUAUCUUAAUAGCUCUAGAUUCUUCCACUGGAAAUUGGGUCUAUAUGCUAUACUAUUUGUAUUGAUAGCUGUUCUGCCAUACUACAUUGCCUACUAUCUUAUUCAGAAUAUCCGAAUAGGUAAGUCAAACUUUUGAAGUAUUUUAUUUUUUUUAAAAAUGUUCUUGAAUUUUAAAAAUGAUACGUUGUGCUUACUGAGUUGAAACAAAUGUAUGAAACUUUUAACACCAUACCUUGAAAAAUAUUGAAUGUCAUAUUAACAAGACAACUCAGAAAGAAAGAAAAUCAUUUAUUAAACUUCAUGGGUUAUUUUUGGAUGUUUUGUAAUCUACACAGUUCCACAAAAGCGACACUUUAGAGUGGUCAUAGCUGCAGGGGCCUGGUGCCUGACUUUGUAUCUUUUUUGGAGAGUUGGAGACCCUUUUCCUAUCCUCAGUCCUAAACAUGGUGAGCCACUUUUAAUGCAUUGCUCAAUUUCUUUUUAAAUUUUAUCAUUUGACACUUAUCGUUAUACAUAAUUUGUGUUUGUGAGUGGGGACAGAAGAGGUAAAUAAUAUUUAAUGCUAUGCCCCUGUUUUUGAACUUCAGUGGUUGAGGUGUUUUAUUAAUUCCCAAGAAUUGUUGUCAUUCCACUCAGAGUGUAGAGAUUUGAACAGGCUACCAUAAAAUCACAGUGUUUCCCUCAUGGGGCAAUAUGAAUACUAUUUGGAAGGGGGAGGAGGGGAAACAUCUGUCAACACAAAUUUUUAACAAGGUAGUGAUUUCGACUCAAACAUUUAUUUUAUAAUGUUAUCAUUCUGCCUUUCAAAUAUUACAAUUAUUCGGUCUUAGGCAUAUUCUCCAUUGAACAAUGUAUUGGACGAGUGGGAGUUAUUGGUGUAACUCUGAUGGCCAUUCUUUCUGGUUUUGGUGCAGUUAACUGCCCUUACACUUAUAUGUCAUACUUUAUAAGGUAUCUAACUGAACAUUAAAUCUUUUGCAUAUAGAAAUUAUAAUCCUUAUAAUGUACCUAAAAAGUGCUAUAUAGUUCUAUUUUAAUGUGCUUCAUUAUAACUCUUUAGAUUACCGGUAUGACUCAAAGAGCUUUCUAUCUAACAUUUGAGAUGCACAAAUUAAUUCAUUUAUAGAACAUAUUGAGGAGAGUGAUACCCAUUUCCACCGUGGGAAAACACAAUUUUGACAAGUAAUGAGAGUUUUGAAAGGAGGAAACACCAACAUUUCAGAAAAUUAUUUUUUAUCGUGAACUUAUAAUGUAAUUACUACAACUAAAUUUCUGUUAGGCACGUGACAGAGGCUGACAUACAAAGUAUUGAGAAAAGACUACUACAAACAUUGGACAGAAUUAUCUCCAAGAAGAAAAAGUGAGUUCAACACCGACACAGACGCAAUACAUACAUUUUUAACAUAUUUAAAUUGAAGUCAAGUUAUUUUUCAAUGAUAACAUAAAACCUUGUUUUAAAUAUCAUUAAAGAGAUGGAUUAUUUAUUUUUUGAAUUUGUACUUUUCACUAAGAGAUGACCACUACAAUAAUGAUCACAUGCAUGAUUUCACUCUGUCAAUAUUAAUUUAGAACCUGACAAAGUUACUUGUAUUCAUAUUUCUGUUGAUUUAUUUAAAGUAACUUGUAUUCAUAUUUAUUUUUGUUGAAAGAAUUGCCUUGUCUCAAAGAGAAAGCCUGAGACAGGCCAGUUUGUCUACUCCGUCAAAGGGUAUCUGGGGAUUGUUAAAGAGUGCUGCAACAAGUGUUAGUGCCACGACUGAAAGUAUCCUUUUAUCAACAACAACAUUAGGUCCAUCCAACCAGUUCUUUAAGAUUUCAUAAAGAGGCAUUAUUCGUAAAGUUAAUGUGAUUUUUUAAAAUUAUUAAUUUUUAAAAUGAUCUUAUUGAAUUAAAAAUAGAAGAAAAAAUAAUAUACAGUUCUUAAAGUUUUGUGAUGAUGAAAAUCAUUGGAUUUUCUAGGAAUACCAAUAUCAAAAUAUAUUUUUAUUAGCUAUGAAUUAUUGGCAGCAUUACUAAAAAAUCUAAUUGAUUGACUAUGAAUAUUAUUAUUAAGUUUUGAAAAUUGUUGCAAUCUUCAUUUUUUAAAAUCCAAGUCAAGUGUUACUUAAACGUUAGAAUCUGAGAUGGCAUUAUCCUGUUGGCAGCUUGUAAUAUUUUCUCUCAGUUUGGUAGCAGUAGUGUAAUAUUUGUUCAGUUAACAAGUAUACUUCAUAUUUAAUUAAAUAGAAAAACUUCCUUUUUGGAAACUGUUUGUAUAUUGCUUAACCUUCCAAAUACUUGGGACCACUUAAACAAGAGACGAGAGCACUGGAAGAACUGAGUCGUCAACUAUUUUUAGAAACUGCUGAUCUCCAUGAUGCAAUGGUAAGACUGUCAUUUUAUAUUUGUACUUUUCUUGUUUUUCUAUGAUACAGUUCUUAUAUGUACUUUUAUCAAGGCUCAUAUUUUGUUUGUUUUUGUUGUUACAGGACAGAAUUGAUUACUCAAAGACAUUCAAAGGCCGUUAUUUCAAUGUGAUGGGACACUUCUUCUCACUCUAUUGUGUCUACAAAAUUUUUAUGGUAAUUUUUUAAAAUCUAAAAUCAAAGGAAUUAGUGUUUCAUGUCUUUGAUCUACAAUGGGGAAUAUUGCAAAAAUUAUUGUUCUUGCUUUAAAAAAAAAGUUAUGCCUGAAAGGAUGGAGGUCAUCUGCAAAGAAUUUAUGUCAGCUUUUAUUUGUGUGUUUAUUUUUAUGAAAAUGUAAAUUAUUUUAAUUAAUUUUAUUUAAAGUGUUCAAAUGACUUGAACAUAACUAAUCAUAAUUUUUGAGAAAAGGAGACACACAUACAUCAUGUUAUUCCUAGGACUUUUCAUGCAAAUAUAAUGGGGUGUAAAAAAAUAUGAACUUAUUUUAAAAAUACAAUUUUAAAUCAUGAUUUCAUUUUUAAAUUUCAUACCUCAAAUUGAAGCAAAUUUUUGCAAACCAACAUUUCUUUCUUUCAUUUUCAAGAUGUUCAAAUUUUUUCAGCACUCUCUUAACUGGUACUCUUGAUGAAUACUGAAUUUUUUUUUUCAUUUUACUUAUUAUAAAUUAAAUAAUUAAAUGUUUACCUUUUUGAUUCACUCAAGGCAACAAUUAACAUCAUUUUUGAUAGAGUUGGGAAAGUUGAUCCGGUGACCAAAGGCAUUGAGAUUGCUGUCAAGUAUUUCGGAUUUGAAUUUGAUGUGAGGAUUUUGAUUCUUUUUAUAAUGGGAUCAUUGAAAGCUGUGUGUUUAUAACUUCAGUUUUUGUUUUAGGGCUGCAAUCAAAGAUUUAACCUUGGUUUAUUUAAACAUGAUUUUAAAAGGUAUUUACUUUCAAGAAAUAAUUCUAGAAAUAAUUAUGCUUAACGGUAAGAAAAGAAAUGUAUUUAUUUUCAGAUCAAGUUCUGGUCUCAGCAGAUUUCCUUUCUGUUAGUUGGUGUUAUUAUUGUGACAUCAAUCAGAGGAUUUCUUAUCACACUGACUAGGGUAACUAAUGCUUCAUCAAUUUACAUAGCUUUUGUGCAGUCCUUUUUUUAAAUUUUUGGCUACGUAAUCAACACAUUCUACUAAAAGUUAAAAUAUUUAUUCUGUAUCCUAUUCUAUUACUCUCCUAACUAAAGGUAGACAAUUUAUAGUAACUUUCAUUUGGAUAACUUAAAAAUUUCUUGGAGUUUUGUGUUACAUUUUAAAUAUUUGACAUAAAUGUCUUGAGAUGUAAAUAGUUUUAAAUAUACAUUUGUUUUGUUUUAUUUAAAUAAUGUAUGUCAAUUAAUUUUUUAAGUUUUUUGAUUAUGUUUGUUAAAUUGUAUGUACAGUUUGGUGAGUCUAGCCCUAGGCUUGGGUACCACGCUAUAUAAAACCACGUAUAAUAAUAAUAAUAAUAAUAAUACUGUAACCAAUGCUGUCUUUUUUUUAACACAAAAUAAUGUGUGUGAUUUUUUAAUAAAAGGAAAAAAAAGUCUUUUAACAAAAAAAACAUAUUUUCUUUAAAAAAACAACUAACUAUAAACUAAUAAUUUUAAAUGUAGUUAAAAACAUUUUAAAGCAUAAUUACAACUUUAAUCAAUCAUUAUGAAGGAAAACCAUCAAUAAUUUGGAGCACUGACUUUGUCAUUUCAGUUUUUCUAUGCUAUUGCCAGCAGCAAAUCCUCAAAUGUCAUUGUGCUAUGUUUGGCCCAAAUUAUGGUAAGUUUUUUUAUACUGUAUCAACACAUUGACAGAUAACAAUUAAAAAAUUAUUAUCUUCUCAGAGAUAUUUGUUUGGUCCAAAUUAUGGUAAAUUUUAUAUGCUACAGACUGCAUAAUGUAAUCAAAUUUUGUAUGGGUAAUCAAAUUCAAUCGCUUAUAUUGCUGCUGGGUCUGGAUAAAUAAUUUCAUGUGUCAAAGUUUUUUAGCAGGUCCUUAAUUAACUUAUUCUGAAACAUUAUGCUGUUGAAAUACAGAAGACAGAGUAGAAAAAUGGCCACCAAUCCAAUGUUAGUGGUAAAUCAUGAAGGUGAUCUUAUUACUGUUGGUCCUUUGUUUGAAAAUGACCAAGGUGUUGAGUUGAGUAGUGGCCUUGACCUGAGCUGUAUUUUGUUUAAAGUGAUAGAGCUGCUCAAUUUGUCAGCCUCACUCUCUCGUCCUUGCCUAUUUGUACAAAUGGCAAGGCUAAGAUGGAUGACUGGAAAUAGAUGAUAACAACUACUUAAACCGGGGACAUGUUUCGGCUUUUUAACUAAUUCAGUAGAUAAUAAUUCAUGAGGUGGAGUCAGAGAGUUCGAUCACCAUUCUGGCAAAUAUUAUAAUUUAAAUUCAUUUUAUUCAUUAAAUAUUUUUUGGAUUGUUGUAGAUUAAAAGUGAUUAGCUAUAAAAGUGGGGCUGUAAAAUAAAACAAUCAUUUAUUUAUAGGGUCUUGCUUUUGCAUUGCUAGGAUUUAAACCCUAGACCACCAGCAUCUCUGUUUUGAAAUAUCACACUGAACCAUUUUUUUGUCUUCCAUUUAAGGGCAUGUACUUUGUGUCCUGUGUUCUACUUAUGAGAAUGAACAUGCCACAAGAAUACAGGUCUGUUCUUAACUUGUGCAUUUAAUUCAUGCAUAUCGUUUUAGCAUUUUUACUCUCAUAAUAGAAUUUAUCUAUUUAGUCAGUGUAAAAAUGGGAUUUGUGUAAUAAAUUAGCAAAUGUUAACCAAUAUUAAUAUUGGUACCAUGUUACUUAAGAAGAAAAAAAUAAUCUGUCAAAAAAAAUGUAAAGAUUAUUUUUUUUAUAAAUGUGAAGGAACAAUAUUUUAAAUUUGUCUCCCUUUAUUAAAGAUGCAUAUUUUUAAACCUUGCUCAAACUUUUGUUUGAUCGUUUCAUGUAGGCUGAUCAUCACAGAGGUUUUGGGAGACCUCCAGUUCAAUUUUUACCACCGAUGGUUUGAUGUGAUAUUUCUUGUCAGUGCCCUGUCUAGCAUUGGAUUCCUGUACAUCGCUCACAAUCAGUCGGCCGAGAAGAGUUUACACAGAUGAGAUCACCAAAGUGUUUUUUUUAAACAACCUUACUUAAAUGGCAGGCCCUUAUUGAAUGCCCUGUCACUUAUAUAUGCAUAUUUCUCUGUCGCAUGGAAUAUGAAUGACAGGUGUGAUGAAUGAGUAGAUCAUGUGACCAGAUGCCUUGGCAUCACUGCUGAGUUGAAGUAAUUGUUAAAUAGCAAUAGCAUAGAGUAAGAUAGAGUUAUUAAAGAGUGAGAUAGAGGUAGAGUAAGUGAAGCGUGCAUGUGCUGCUAGCAAAAUGAGAUUUUUAUCGUAAGGCUCUCUCUAAAUACUCUAAUGGCUGUGUGAAAGUUCUGUUCAUGAUGUCAAUCACUGGUGGUUUUUUUGACAUUCAAAAUUUGGUUAAUUCUGGUCCAAUGAAUUUUUAAUAUCUCCAUGGGGACUCUGGCUAAACACUGGCUAAAUUCAGACAGGCUACAGACGUUUUUUUUGUGUGUAAAUGUGACUGAUGCACUUUUUCUCCCUUCUGAUAUCUAAACAAAAUGGCUGUGUCCAAUGUUUUUUUUUACCUUAGAGCCAGUGUUAGAUUGAGUCAUGAGCACAUGUGUUUCAUGUAAUAAUCUUUGUCAUGUUAUUUUAUUUGACUGAAAAUAAAUUUUAAAAGGAGUAACAAGUUUUACCUUUGUGUCUCCCAAUAAAUAAUAAAAGUUCCAUUGAUAUCAACAACGUCCAGAUGAAUCCUAC